UCAGAGCGUGCGGCGAGACGAAGCCCUCCUCUUCAUCCUCCUCCUCCUCCUCCUCACCCUCUGCCGCCGCCCCGGCAGCCGCGCAGCGGAGCAGGGCGCGCUCGCCCAGCACCGCUCCGCUCCGCGCCCGCCCAGCCAGACCCACCGACGGACUCGCGGCUCCGUGGCGGCCAUGGAGCACCGCGGCGCCUCCCCGCUCCUCCUCGCCCUCGCCCUCCUCAGCGCGCUCUGCUGGCGGGCGCGGGCGCUGCCCCCGCGGGCAGCCGCCUUCCCUCCCGUCCCGCGAUUGGGAAACAGAAUGCCAUUUGAUGGAGCCAGUGAACCUGACCAUGCCCGUGGGUCAUUAAAGUCAGAAUCAGAUAUUUUGCAGAGCACACUACCUGAAAAUGAGAAAUUCUAUUUUGAUCUGUCCAGAAUUAUUGAUAGAAAUGCAAGGCAUGCUGAUGGAAUUUUCACCAGUGUCUACAGCCAUCUUUUGGCUAAACUUGCUGUGAAGAGAUACAUGCAUUCGCUUAUUAGAAAACGAGUUAGCUUCCAGGACAGUCCUGCCAAACGCCACUCUGAUGCUGUCUUCACUGACAACUACAGCCGCUUUCGAAAGCAGAUGGCUGUGAAGAAAUACUUAAACUCAGUCUUAACUGGAAAAAGAAGCCAGGAAGAGCUAAAUCCUGCUAAACUUCGAGAUGAAGCAGAACUUCUUGAACCAUCCUUUUCAGAAAACUACGAUUCUGUAGAUGAGCUGCUGAGCCACCUCCCACUGGACCUCUGAAGGACACCUGGUAGUCUGUGACAAGAACAAGCUAUUUUUGAGUUCCACAUAGUAUUUCAAAGAGAUGACUUUAGUCAUCAAACCAGAACAAAUAUGUUGUGAAGUGAAAGUUGUGAUAUAUUUGUUUCUUACGUAAUAAAAUUGAUAUUUACAUUGUAAAUAUUACUCUAGAGUUCUCUACUGAAAGCUGUACAUAUGGAUGCCAGUUUAACUCAUGAGAAGUCUGUGAGUCCAUAUGCUGUAAAUCCUUUACUUCAAUAAAUUCAUUUGAAAAUGA
Poecile atricapillus (Black-capped chickadee) is the source of this 1046-nucleotide messenger RNA. RefSeq names its product vasoactive intestinal peptide (gene VIP). Lineage: Eukaryota; Metazoa; Chordata; Aves; Passeriformes; Paridae. The transcript is spliced from 7 exons. Gene Ontology annotation, cellular component: extracellular region; neuron projection; perikaryon. Gene Ontology annotation, biological process: positive regulation of endothelial cell proliferation; positive regulation of protein catabolic process; positive regulation of penile erection. The record is from RefSeq and is a predicted model, not a curated record. The coding region runs from base 173 to 769 and encodes 198 amino acids. Gene Ontology annotation, molecular function: neuropeptide hormone activity; peptide hormone receptor binding.